AUGUCUACCUCUUCAAGCAAUGACUCAAAUACGCAAAAAAAACCCACUGUAAUUUUAUGUAUUGGUAUGGCAGGCUCCGGUAAAACAACCUUUAUGCAGCGAUUAAAUGCACAUCUUCAUGGUAUUAAAAAACCACCUUACAUAAUAAAUCUUGAUCCUGCAGUUACUCAACUCCCAUUCACUGCGAAUAUUGAUAUUCGAGAUACAGUAAAUUAUAAAGAAGUUAUGAAACAAUAUAGUUUAGGACCAAAUGGUGGUAUAGUAACAAGUUUGAACUUGUUUACCACAAAAUUUGAUCAAGUUUUAGAAUUUGUAUCAAACCGUUCUACUUCAAUAGAACAUAUAAUUAUAGAUACGCCUGGACAAAUUGAAAUAUUCACAUGGUCAGCUUCUGGCACAAUUAUAACUGAAGCAUUAGCUGCAUCUUAUCCAUGUGUGGUAGCUUAUGUCAUUGAUACACCUAGAACAGCAAGCCCAUCAACAUUUAUGAAUGUAGUUUCACAUCAAUUUGCUGUUGAUUGGAUGACUGAUUUUGAAUCUUUUCAAGAAGCACUUCAAAAAGAUACUAGUUAUAUGACUUCACUUAUGAAUUCAAUGUGUUUGGUUUUAGAAGAAUUUUAUAAACAUUUACGAUUAGUUGGUGUAUCAGCAAUGUCAGGUUUAGGAAUGGAUGAAUUUUUUGAAGCUGUAGGUGAAGCUGUUAAAGAAUAUGAAAAAGACUAUAAACCAGAAUUGGAAAGAUUAAUUAAAGAAAAGGCAGAACGAAAAGAAGCAGAGAAACAAGCACAGUUAUCAAGAUUAAUGAAAGAUAUGGACGUAGCAGAUAAAUCACCUAAAAUGAUAGAUCCUGAUUACAAAGCAAUGAAAUCAUAUCAAGGUAAACUUGAAGAAGAAACUUUUGCCCAUUGGAUACAACAAACCCGUCAAGGAGGUAGUGAUGGUGGAAGUGGAAUAAUUUGA
Molecule: messenger RNA, 960 nt
Organism: Entrophospora candida
Lineage: Eukaryota; Fungi; Glomeromycota; Glomeromycetes; Entrophosporales; Entrophosporaceae
Source: the annotation of a GenBank genome assembly